GUUGCCGUAUUACGUUUCCACUGCAUCAGCAGGGGAACCUUGUGCCUGAGCGAAGCAUGUCAAAAUCCAGACAGAAUAAAGCGAAACGGAUACGAUUUCGUGGGAAAAACAAGGCUAAAGAUGGACGGACACAAAAAGAGUCACAAGAAGGAAAGAAGAACGCGGGACAUGCCCAUCUCUUUAAGGAGGGUGGCCAGAGAGAGGCAGAACUACGGAAACAACGGCUUGAAAACCUCCAGGAGAAGCAGAAGGCAUCGCGUGAAAGAGAGCUUUGGAGGAGGCGGAGUUUAGAAACUUUCCAGAAUGAUGUCCUGCAGCGACAGAGGGAAUUUGAGAAGAAGGAAAACGAGAUGCAGAAUUUGGAAAAACACGUCAACUUUGAAAAUGAAAACUCACGAAAGGCAUACUACAGGGAAUUUAAGAAGGUAGUCGAAAGGGCGGACGUUAUUCUGGAGGUUCUGGACGCGCGUGACCCUCUGGGUUGCCGGUGCCCACAGGUGGAGCAGGCGGUGGUUCAGAGCGGCACCAACAAAAAAAUUGUACUGGUGCUAAACAAGAUUGAUCUGGUUUCGAAGGAGAUUGUGGAGAAGUGGAUAAAGUACCUUCGUAACGAGUUCCCCACUGUGGCCUUCAAAGCCUCCACUCAGCAGCAGAACAGGAACCUGAAGCGCAGCAGCGUGCCCGUGGCGCAGGCCACCUCCGAGCUCCUGGGCAGCAGCGCGUGCGUGGGGGCCGAGCUCCUCAUGAAGCUGCUGGGAAAUUACUGCCGCAACCUGGACAUCAAGACCACCAUCACCGUGGGGGUGGUGGGCUUCCCCAACGUGGGGAAGAGCAGUCUGAUCAACAGUCUGAAGCGCGCGCGCGCGUGCAGCGUGGGAGCCACGCCGGGCGUCACCAAGCACCUUCAGGAGGUGCACCUGGACAAGCACAUCAAGCUUCUGGACUGCCCGGGCAUCGUCAUGGCGACAUCCACGUCGGACGCGGGGAUGAUCCUGCGGAACUGCAUGAAGAUCGAACAGCUGGUGGACCCCGUGGAGCCGGUGGCAGCCAUCCUCAGACGCUGCAACAAGAACGAGAUCAUGCAGCACUACGGCGUCCCAGAAUUCCACACUGCGCUGGAGUUCCUGGCUCUGCUGGCGCGGCAGCAGGGCAAGCUGAAGAAGGGGGGCCUGCCCGACCACGACAAGGCCGCCAAGAGCGUCUUACAGGACUGGACCGGGGGCAGGAUCAGUUACUUCACGCACCCCCCCGAGACUCACACACUGCCCACUCACGUCAGUGCGGAGAUCGUGGCUGAGAUGGGCAAGGCCUUCGACUGGGACGAGCUGGAGAAGGGGAACCAAGAAGCCUUGGCUGAGGUGCAGGGUCCCGACGUGCAGAUGGGGUUCUGCAUGGCCAGCUCCGGCAUGACGCAGGGCGGCGCUCCGUGCGAUCUGGAGAUGGAGGGAGGGGCCGCGGAGGCACCGGAGCCCGAGGACGCCGCCGCGGAGUCCAUGGAUCAGGACCAGGACGCCGAGUUUGGGCCGAUGACGGUGGAGAUUCGAGCCUCGCAGGGGAAGACGGGGGGCCCCGCAGAGGGGGCUGAGCCCGCUCGGGCCCCGGACCUGCGGGACAUCCUCCACGUGGACCCCCUCCAGCAGGGACAGGCGCUCCUGGCCGCCGGCAAGAAGAGGAAGAAGCAACAGAAAAGAGCGGACAAAAUUGCAACGAAGCUCUCGGACACACUGACAUCUGCAAUGAACUUUUCUCUGCUGGACAGCUGAUAUAUGUCUGCAUUUCAGGAAAGGAAGCUUUGAAUGGCCCUCCAGGGUGAGAUGUUCCUUGUUAAUGUAUAUUUAAAAAAAAUAAAAGUCUCAAUUUACGAACAA
Anguilla anguilla (European eel) is the source of this 1868-nucleotide messenger RNA. RefSeq names its product guanine nucleotide binding protein-like 3 (nucleolar)-like (gene gnl3l). NCBI's taxonomy places the organism in Eukaryota, Metazoa, Chordata, Actinopteri, Anguilliformes, Anguillidae. Gene Ontology annotation, cellular component: nucleolus. The record is from RefSeq and is a predicted model, not a curated record. The coding region runs from base 57 to 1763 and encodes 568 amino acids. Gene Ontology annotation, molecular function: GTP binding. The transcript has 15 exons.